Molecule: messenger RNA, 4291 nt
Organism: Zeugodacus cucurbitae (melon fly)
Lineage: Eukaryota; Metazoa; Arthropoda; Insecta; Diptera; Tephritidae
Exons: 6
Coding region: 1-669 (222 amino acids)
Source: RefSeq, a predicted model, not a curated record
AUGGAUACUAAUGGUGAAACCAAUAAUGUUAUCAAACUGGAGAAACUAUUAGCACGGCAAGAACCAACGCCAGGAGUUUCAGAAGAAUGGGGCUCUGGUUGGAAUGGUCCAAAUUUUAUUGUGGAAAUCGAAGAGACUGGCUCUGCCUCAGCAACGAACUCAGAUUAUCUCAACAGCAGCGAAGAUGUGACGAGCGUAACGACAUUGAAUUCCACGACAGUGGGGAGUGGUCCCAAAAUUGUGGUGCGACCCGAGGAGGUAAUCAUUGUGGGCUUGGUGUUAAUGCUUUGGGUUGGCGCUAUUGUGCUUUUCUUUAACCGCUGGGGUAAAAUACGCAUGCUGGAGCCAUAUCAACCGAAAUUUCAACAACAACAUCGGUCUUCCUGUCCGCUAGUCGAUAUUGAUGCAAUACCAACACAUGGGCGCGCAUCUGUUUCACGAAUGUCAAUGGGUUUAGUCAAUAAUAUAAAUAUGCCGACAUGUCAAUUUGCAGCUUAUAAUCCUACGAUAUAUGCCAAAGGUUAUGCGAUGAACUCGCGCCCACGUCAAAAUUCGGUAUUCGUUGGCUCCAGCCCCAGCCAGUUUAUGAUGCCCCGACCGCCACGUAAAACACGCUCGGCCAUGGAUUUACACUCGAUGGUGCUGGAUGAGGCGGCGGAGCAGGUGUAAGGACAUGGUAAAGUUUACUAUAAGGAAUACCAUCGCCUAAUAUCGAGUUUCUGUAAAAAUUUUUAAUGCUUUUGCUCACUAUCACUUUCUACUCUGAAAGAAAUGAAUGGAGAACAUUUACUCCAAUCUAAUUGUUUGCUCUUGCACUUGUUAUUUUCUACAAGUCACUACUACUUCUUUAUACUACAUAUAUACUAUACUUUAAACGGUAUAUAUACAUAUGUAUAUGUUAUACAAACAAACAUAUUUUUAUGCCUAAGAAAUCUUCCUACUACGUAUACUAAAAUCGUAAAUAAGUUGCGUUCUUAUUAUAUACUUAUAUGUACUUGGAGUUCAUAUUUCUAUGUCAACGUAUGAAACUUCUUUUUAUUCUAAUUCACAUACUAAGGAAAAAAACUAUGUAUAUAUCUACACUAUUACUUAAGUCUUGAAUGUUUUAUACAUUUUAUAUAACUGUAUAUGUAUAGGACUACAGUUAGUUUAACUUGUAAAGAAAUAUUCACUAAAACUUACUGAAAUCGACAAGGAAAAUACAUUAGCUCCAACUUUGGUAUAUUUUUAUAUACACACUUCUUGAGAUUUUCGUUUUAAAAAAGAUCUUCCAGAAAGAUUCAUUUAUAAUCUCUACUAAUUUGUUUUGUUUUUACAGUUCUGAAAAUAAUAUAAUAUUUAACUCUAUUCAAGCAUAAUCGCGUUCAUCCAUAGUUAAAGCAAUGAUUCGAGAUCUUUGUAUAAUUAAUGUUAACCUUUGUCUUUGGUCCUGUAAUCUACUAUCUUUACCCUUAUCAAGUUAAGAAUCACCUACAUCUUCACUGAUAUUCGAACCUAUUAGUGAAAAUUAUUCAUUUUAUCCAUUUAACCCCACCAGAUCAGGAUUUUGACAUAACCCCAGAAAACCAAUAUGGCGGACACCGAUUUUUAAAAUUCCUCGGAUUCAAUUGAAACUCGCUACAUGGUGGUUUUAAGGGUCGUUGAUUACGAAUCCGGUGUCGGUUUUUUCAAAAUUCAAAAUGGCGGAUUCAAUAUAGCAGACGCUAUUUAGAAAAAAUUCAUCGGAAUCGCUCGAAACUCGUUACUCCGGGGUUUUCGGGGUCUCUAAUACAAAUUUGACGUUACUUUUCAAAGAUUCAAAAUGGCGAAACAAUAUGGUAGACACAUUUUAAAAAUUUGCAAUAUUACAUACACCAUUUUGAAUUUUGAAAAACCGACGAUAAUGAAGUUUAAAAAACACUGUCCGCCAUAUUGUCAAUAAAGCUUUUCUGGGGUUAUGUCAAAAACCUGAUAUGAACAUAGUUUAAGAAAAGAAUUUUACAAACAUAUUUUGAAAUUUGCUUGUUCGUGGUUUCAGAAGUCAGGUUAGUUAAAAACUAUUGUCCAAUGGUUUCUCCUUAGAACAUCAGACUGAUUGUUCAUAAAAAGGCAACUGAAGACAACUAUUUUAUUAUUUUAAGACAGCAGUCAUUUUCGCAAAUAUUUCCAACCUAAAAUGGAGUCUAAACCUAAGAUUAUAUAAAUAUAAUUUCAAGGGCAAUAAUAAUAAGGAGACGGCUUUCCUCCGAUUGGUGUUAACUCAAGCAGCUACUCGAAUAUGUGUCAGUUAUUUACGAUUCAUUUCUACACAUUUUUUCGUUAUAAUGAACCUUCGAUAAUGACAGUUCAUAUCGAGCGACUCCGUACAUAGUUGGAAAGUGUGUAUAUAAAAAUAUAUAUAACAUUGGCAAUGUAAAUAAAGUUUUUUGCAGUAAACUACUAUUUAAUAAAUAAUUCUAGUACAUUAAGACGUUCAUUAAAAGCAAAAUACAACAAAAAAAAUAUAAAAAAUUUAUUUUCAUAAUAAAUUUAGUUAAGAAACUUCAAAGAAAUGGAAAAGCUUUAAAACAAACCAACCGACAAAAUACUAGCAAACGAGUUAGUUAGCGGGAUUUGUGGGGGUAAUUGAGUAGAAUUAAAUAAAAAAGGGAAAUAUCAAGCAACAUAAGCAAGGGUUACAACAAAAACAAAUAUACUUAAUAUAUAUAUAUAAACUAAGCGCCAAAUAAAAAAAAACAAAUAAUUGAAAUUCAAAAUUUAACUAUUUAAUAUAAAAAUAUGAAAUAAAAAUAUAUAUAUUUCUCAAUUUUUUGUGCUAUUUUACACAAGCGUUUCAAAUAAAUACUACUAUUUAAGCAAAUGCAUAUAAAUAAUAUUUAUGUAUUUUUUACAAUAAAUGUACACUUACAUAUAUAAACUAACUGUAUGUACUCGUAUGUAGCAGCUCGUUAAAUUUUCUACUUGAAAUUGUGUUAAUUGAAAAGUUUUUAAAAGUAGUUUGUUAUAUAAAAUAAAAAUUGUAAAAUGUAAAGUCUAGAUUUAUAUAAGCACGCAGCUAUAUACCUAAUAACAAUUAAAACAAAAUAAUUUAAAAUUGAAAAAAAGUGGCCAAUUACUUCGUUAAGUGCUAUGUAGUGAUGUUAUUAGAAAGUAGUGUAAAGCAUAGAAAAUUAUGUAACUCUAUUAUUUCUCAACUAACGACUUCUAUUGUAUUCUAUUUCUAUUAUACAAACAAAAAACUUUAUAAAAGUUUUGGUUUCGCACACUGAAACCAAAACAAGAGCAAUGGCAAAAAAGCUUUAUGAGAAUGUAUAAAACAAAACUAUGAAAUAAGCGCAAAGCGUCGGACGGUCAGUGGGACUACGGCGUUGUUGUUAUCAGGCAAUGAAGUUAGCAUAGUCGGUAUGUUAUAAAAUAAGUAAAAAAUACAUUAUGUAUGUAUGUAUAUAAAUAUUACACAAUAAAAAUUUUAAAUUAAAUAAAUAACAAGUAAGGAAGGGCUAAGUUCGGGUGUAACCGAACAUUUUAUACUCUCGCAAUUUAUUUAUGUAAUUUUAUAAAGAUAACACAAGUCGACCCAUAUAUUUGGUAUAACGUUCAAUAGAAUAACGAAAAUCAUCAUAAAUAGUAUAUGGGGACUGAGGUAAUUCCUAAACCGAUUUCACUCGUUUUCACCACCAAGGUACAAUGUAUCGAAGACUAUACGCUCACUUAAUUUAAUAUUACUUAUAAUUAGGUAUAUGGGAUCUGGGGGAAGUUAUGACCCGAUUUUUACCAUUUCAGGUACAGAGAGAAACUGUUAUAAGAAAAUGAAUUACAUUAAAAUAUCUGAGGGAUUUACCUAUAUUUUCGGUGAAAAAUUAACCUUAGGCACUAGGUUCUUCAUGUUUGAUAUCAGGGGCCUUGAAAAGUCAUGGUCCGAUUUUGACAAUUUUUCCACAAGUGAUGUCACAGCUCAAACUCAGUAUUUGUGUAAAGUUUUAUUCCGCUAGCUUCAUUGAUUCCUUAUGAAUACAUUAUAAAGUGAACGAAUCAGAUGGAAUUCAAAAUUGAGUUAUAUGGGAAGUAGACGUAGUUGUGAACCGAUUUCGCCCAUAUUCCACCCGUGUCAUCAGGGUGUCAAGAAAGUGUUAUAUACCGAAUUUCAUUGAAAUCGGUCGAAUAGUUCUUGAAAUAUGGUUUUUGACCCAAAAGUGGGCGACGCCACGCCCUUUUUCCAUUUUGUAAAAAAACCUCAGUGCAGCUUCCUUCUGCCAUUUCUUAUCUAAAAUUUGGUGUUUCUGACGUUUUUCGUUAGUGAGUUAACCCACUU